UUUUUAUAGGCUUCCGUAUUACCAAAAGGUGGCACUAAAAGAGAGAAACACACAUGAAACAUAUCUUAUCUGACCUUUAAGGUCACUAGUUGCCAUGCUUAAUUCAGUGAAGUUUUCCGUGUUAAAUAGUCACUUAAACGUAAGAAAAAUGUCAGUGCAAGUGCUCAAAGAAAUAUUUACAAAAUCGGUGGAAUCUGUCCAACCUCAAAACCUUAUCACUAAACAAGUGAGCGUCAGCUCUGGCCAUCUAACGGUUUGUGGCCACACUUACCCGUUACACAAACCUUGCUACGUGGUAGGAUUCGGCAAAGCUGUGUUAGGCAUGGCUUUAGAGCUUGAGAAGUUACUAAAGGACAAACUGAAGAUGGGGGUAGUAACAGUACCAAAGGGGAUAUUUGAAAAUUUAGAAAUUCAAUCAAGCAUUAAAUUUAUCGAAGGUGCAAGGAAUAAUAUUCCCGAUGAGGAAGCUUUGAGUGGAGCUUUAGAGAUUAAAGCUCUCGUGGAGAGUUUAGAAAAGGACGACUUGUUGAUAGUUUUGAUAUCUGGCGGAGGCUCGGCUUUACUGCCCCUUCCCAGACCUCCAGUCACCUUGACGGAGAAGCAGAAUUUGAUUAGGGAGCUAUCGAUUCGAGGAGCGGAUAUUUUAGAACUUAAUUGUGUCCGCAAGCAAAUAUCGGUGCUAAAGGGUGGAGGAUUGGCCGAGUUGGCCUUUCCGUCUCGAGUUAUCUCGUUGAUUCUGUCCGACGUUGUUGGGGACCCUCUGGAUUUUAUCGCCAGCGGUCCAACUACCCCCAAUUGUGAUAAUGGCAAAGAUGCCAUCACAAUCAUCAACAAAUACAAGUGUUACGAGGGCCUUUCGGCCGCGAUGCGAGCCGUCCUAGGCCAGAAAAGAGAAAAUUGCUAUUUUCCGCCAGUUAAAGACGGCAAAUACGAACACGUCGAUAAUUUCGUAAUAGGAAACAAUCAAAUUGCGGCGGAAGCGGCCCGCCAACACGCAGCUUCUUUCGGUUUUCAAUCAACAAUAAUAUCAACUUCGGUAACCGGCAAUGUGGCGCAGAUAAGUCAAAUUUACGCCGAUUUGGCACGCACCAUUUGCAAUUCAUCGAGCAAACAAACGCUGAAAGAUUUCCUGGAGACGUGCGGGUUGUGCGUCGAUCCCAGCGCUGUUGAUACUCUAAUUAGCUUCGAUUUGGCCAAAGAGAUUUGUGUAAUAGCCGCUGGUGAGCCGACUGUUGUGGUCAAUGGCAGUGGAAAAGGAGGACGCAACCAACAAUUAGCUUUAGAGCUUUCGGUUCGACUUAAUAAGCUUAACAUAAAAUCGGCGGAUAUUUCAUUUCUCAGUGCGGGAACAGAUGGAAUAGACGGCCCAACUGACGCCGCUGGAGCAAUUGGAACUUCGGAUUUAGUUAAUAAUAGUCUCGAGGAGAAUAUUAAACCCGACGAUUAUUUAAACAAUAACGAUUCUUACACGUUUUAUUCCAAAUACUUGCAAGGGGAACAUCUUAUCAAAAUUGGACACACGGGCACCAACGUCAUGGACAUACACGUAAUGCUCAUAAAACCGAAGCGGAAGUGAAUGCUAAAAGGAAGCCAGCGGCUCGAUGAAUGCUUGAACAGUUCAAAUCCAAAAAUUUAUUUUUAAUGUUUCCUCGACUUGCUGGUUUCAAUAAAACUUUGGCGCUCUAAA
Molecule: messenger RNA, 1687 nt
Organism: Tribolium castaneum (red flour beetle)
Lineage: Eukaryota; Metazoa; Arthropoda; Insecta; Coleoptera; Tenebrionidae
Exons: 1
Coding region: 95-1576 (493 amino acids)
Biological process (GO): protein phosphorylation
Cellular component (GO): cytoplasm
Molecular function (GO): glycerate kinase activity
Source: RefSeq, a predicted model, not a curated record